AUGGCUACCGCAGAAUACAUCGGAGCGCUCAUCUCGCUUGUCUCCAAAUCCGACAUCCGAUACCAAGGUCUCCUCGCCUCGAUCAACCCGGAACAGGCCACCAUCGCGCUCGAAAAGGUCCGAUCAUGGGGCACCGAAGGUCGUGUCUCUGCGCAGGGCAGGCCGCAAGAGGAGAUCCCAGCCAGCGACCACGUCUAUGAAUACAUCAUGUUCCGCGCUGCCGACGUCAAGGACCUCAAGAUUGACGAUCCAAACCCGCCCAAGCAGCAGCCCACACCUCCUCAGCCUGCGCUCAAUGAUCCCGCCAUUCUCAACUCGUCGGCCCCAGGUUCCGGCGGCUUUGCACCUCCAGGCGGCAUGUAUGGGACGAUGCCACCGCCGCCUCUUGGCGUCCCACAAUUUCCAGGCGCACCUGGCUUCGGUCCACCUCCUCCUCAGUUCAAUGGAGGAGCUGGCGCGCCUCCCCGAAAGUCGCCCGUCCCGCCUUCGCAAAGCAAAACAGCACCCGCAGUAUCUUCUGCCGCAUCCGACUUGGCAAAGCAGCAGCCAGCCAAGGGAGAAGGAGAAUCGAGUGCAGACAAGGUGCUCGAGGAGAUGUCAAAAUUGAGUGUCUCCAAACCUGCUCCCGCGAACGAACCCGCCGCUUCGCCAUCGUCGCUCCCGCCUGCAGCGCAUCACCUUCCAGCAAUCCCACACGCCGCCACUGCGGCUGCCAAAGCUGCCGAGCACACGGACCGCCGCGCUGGCGGUACGGGCGGCGCUGGCGGUUCGCGGGGAGCACACAACAAUAACAACAAUAGUAACAAUAACCGCAACCGAGUACAGCAGCACAACAGUGACAUCAGCGGGCCCAGCAUGCCCAACCGGGAAUUUGACUUCGAGUCGGCCAAUGCCAAGUUUCAAAAGCACAAGGAAGCGGGGGUCGAAGAGGCUGACGGCUCUGCGGUUGCGGGACAUGCCUCCUCGGCAAGCGUCGCCAACGGUGGUUCGGGUGGAUUGCUGGAAGCGAUCCCACCGCCAUCCUCGGAAAGCCCCGGCAACUUCUACGACAAGAAAUCGGGCUUCUUUGACAACAUCUCAUCCGAAAUCAAGGAGAGGUAUGAGCGCAACGAUCCGCGCUCGCAGACGACGCCGGACGAAGCAGGCGGAAGCGGUGGCGGCUUCUUUGAUACUCCUGGUGGUCGCGGUGGUCGCGGAGGAGGCCGAGGUGGCGGUGGACGUGGUCGAGGUCGCGCCAACCGGAUUGCAGAGGAAAUGAGGAACAUGCAGACUUUCGGUGAUACUGGUGCCAGCGUUGGUGGUGGUGGGAGGGGAGGUCGUGGUCGAGGCGGCCGUGGUGGACACAGAGGCGGCCGUGGACGUGGCGGUGGAGGAGGGGGACAGAGAGGCGCAAACGGCGGCGGAGCGAGUGGCUUCUCCAACACGGCACCUAUGCGUCUUGGUUAA
Sporisorium graminicola is the source of this 1446-nucleotide messenger RNA. RefSeq lists its product as uncharacterized. The coding region runs from base 1 to 1446 and encodes 481 amino acids. Gene Ontology annotation, cellular component: P-body. Gene Ontology annotation, biological process: P-body assembly; cytoplasmic stress granule assembly. The transcript has 2 exons. Gene Ontology annotation, molecular function: mRNA binding. Lineage: Eukaryota; Fungi; Basidiomycota; Ustilaginomycetes; Ustilaginales; Ustilaginaceae. The record is from RefSeq and is a predicted model, not a curated record.